Auanema sp. JU1783 is the source of this 213-nucleotide messenger RNA. The record is from the annotation of a GenBank genome assembly. NCBI's taxonomy places the organism in Eukaryota, Metazoa, Nematoda, Chromadorea, Rhabditida, Rhabditidae.
AUGAAUAGAAUUUUCAAUAAUUCUCAGAAACUUUUAAAACAACGUAGUCGAGAUCAGUUAGUGCUCAUCUGUCAAUACUACAAUAUGAUCAUUGUAGUCGUUUCAAUACUAUUAUUAUUAUAUAUUAUAUAUGAAUUGUACAAAGAUAGAAUCAAAUACAAAGCUGCCAAGAAAUCGGAAUCGGAUUCAUCACUGAUAACCUCACUCGGUUGA